CACAGAGAUGGAGAAACGCUGUGCUAACUGGACCCUUCUCCUGGUGCUGUGUGGCCUCCUGCCACUGACCCCUCAGGCUGGCAGGACGAUGCCAAAACUCUCGGACAAGAAGCUAUGUGCCGAUUCAGAGUGUAGCCAUCCCAUUCUCAUUGCUAGAGCUCUGCAGGAUUAUUACCCGCAAGACUGUCGCUUCAUUCACAUCCAUCAAGGCCAAUCUGUCUAUGUGUAUGCCAUGCUGAAAGACCGUGGGAACCUCUUUUGGGCUGGCAGUGUUCAAGGGUCAUAUUAUGGAGACCAGGAAGCUCGUCUGGGAUAUUUCCCCAGCAGUGUUGUUGAAGAGACACAUGCGUUAAUGCCUGCAGAGGUUGAGGUCAAGACCGAUAAAUGGGACUUUUACUGCUAUUAGGAUUGUCUUGGCUGGAACAUGAACAUGACCGAUUUGUGAUUACACUCUGCACUCUAGUAUGUCGUUUAUUAUUUCUAGUAAGCAAGGAUUAUUUGCUAUUCAGAAGAGGAGAACAUAUAGAACCUGACUGUAGACUGUAAAGGCUUUUUGAUGCAAUAAAACUGAGCUGCUGCUA
This is a messenger RNA of Carassius gibelio (silver crucian carp), 581 nucleotides long. RefSeq names its product melanoma-derived growth regulatory protein-like. The record is from RefSeq and is a predicted model, not a curated record. Gene Ontology annotation, biological process: extracellular matrix organization. The transcript is spliced from 4 exons. Gene Ontology annotation, molecular function: protein binding. NCBI's taxonomy places the organism in Eukaryota, Metazoa, Chordata, Actinopteri, Cypriniformes, Cyprinidae. Bases 8 to 406 code for a protein of 132 amino acids.